CUCUCCCAUUUCUACACGCGAUUACGGGCAUCCCUCAAAUGAAGAGUUUUUUCGUUAUCUCGAAAUUCUAGGGAUGUCUGUGCUGAAUAGCUGGUGGUUUCGAGCCGUUGCUGCGGUAGCAUUAUUCUUUAUGUGCCAAUUAGGUUAUAUGAUUUCACGUGUCCAGAAUUUAGAUGAGGAGAAAAUCACAUUGCUUGCAGAGAUCCAAACAUUGGAACGAAAAAGAGAUGCAUUACUCAUGGACAUGGGGAAUAAAGAACGCGAUAUUGUGCGGUUGAGCAGGAAGGAACAACAACUAGAAGUUUUAGUUCGAGACCGGCUAAGACUGGUGCCAACGGGCAGAAAAAAUGCUCCAACAAUCUAUUUUGUCACACCUACAAGCUUUCGACCAGCUCAAAAGGCCGACCUUACACGACUUUCAUACACUCUUUCACAUGUUCCAAAUCUGUACUGGAUAGUAAUCGAGGAUGCAGUGACAACUUCAGAUAGCGUGGCUAGAAUUCUACAAAGAUCAAAACUGCCACAUACGCAUCUAUGCGUCAAAACUCCAACAAACAUGAAGAUGAAACACUCUGAUCCAAGCUGGAAGUUGCCACGAGGAGUUGCACAGCGCAAUGCAGCAUUGGCUUGGGUCAGGACACAAUUGUCGAGCGCAAAAACUGGAGUUGUCUAUUUUGGUGACGACGACAACACUUAUGAUCUACGUUUGUUCGACGAGAUCCGGUCUAUAGAUCGAAUCGGGAUAUGGCCUGUGGGCAUUGUUGGUGGUCUUGUGGCCGAGAAACCCUUUUUGGCUGAAAACGGUUCUGUGAUAGGCUUCAAUGCAAUUUGGAAGCCAGAACGUCCGUUUCCCAUAGACAUGGCUGCGUUUGCAGUGAAUCUUACACUGGUUACUGCAAAUUCAGAAGCUUCGUUCUCCUACGAAGUAGCAAGAGGUUAUCAGGAAUCACAUUUUUUGACGGGAUUGGGUUUCAAAAGGACUGACCUGGAGCCAAAGGCAAUGAAAUGCACUCGUGUAUAUGUAUGGCAUACCAGAACGGAAAAGAGUGUGCUGUCCAAAGCGGAUUGGGAUAGAUUAGUAACGCAGGAGCGAGCGAAGCUGCAAGUUUUUUUUGAAUGGAAUUCUUGUCAUAAUUCGUGGUGCCUAAUUAAUUACACUUCUUAUUGGAGACUUUUUACUUAUCGAUUUACUGUGCAACGCAUUCGCAUGCAUGGGAGAGAAAAAGAGCCAGUCAUCAUCGGCGGUUCGACUACAAAUAGCAAUAAGCUUAAAUCGCUAUCAUGGAGUUCGGCUUCACAUGAGCGAGCACAGAAGAUCUCGCAAGGAUUCGAUCAGAAUGCAAACGAUAGAAAAGCGAUACGAGCGCCGAAAUUGAUCUGGUGGAUACUGCCGGAUGCUGCUGAUAGUGCUUUCAAUAAACUAAUUGUUAUGACGGACCGGCUGAUUACGAUUUCUCCGGAUUGGUCCUACAUUGCUGUCGAAAAUCUUACAUUGGUUACGGCGAAUCCAAAAGCUUCGUUCUCUUACAAAGUGGCAGGACUUUAUCAGAGGACUGAUCUUAAGCCAAAGGCAAUGAAACACAUGUGUGUAGUAUGUAUGGCAUACCAGGACGGAACAAAGUGUCAAAAGCAGAUUGGAAUGGAUUGUCAACCUAGAAUCGAUGGAAAGCUAGCCAUGGGAGAGAGAAAGGGUCAGAAUUUCUAUUAUCCACCGGAUUUCGACUACAAAAAGCACAAAAGCUUAAAUCGCUAUCAUGGAGUUCAUGCUUUACGUGAGCGAGCACAUAAGAUUUCGCAAGGGAUUCUUGUCAUCAGAUUCGAAAUGCCAUUCAACAUUUGGUGCCUUGGCUGCAAUAAUCACGUUGGAAUGGGUGUACGUUAUAACGCUGAAAAGAAGAAGAUUGGCAUGUAUUAUACUACUCCUCUUUACGAAUUUCGUAUGAAGUGUCAUCUUUGCGACAACUACUUUGUCAUAAGAACAGACCCCAAGAAUUUUGACUACGAACUGGUAGAAGGAUGUACACGACAAGAGAAACGAUUCGAGCCGUCUGAAAUUGAUCAAGUGGAUACUGCCGACAGUGCCGUCAGUCAUAAAUUAGCCGCAGAUGCCAUGUUCAAAGCCGAACACCAAGAAGAUGACAAAAGUAAAGCUACAAAUGAUGAAGUUCGAAUGGAGAAGAUUGAAUGGGUCCAGGAAAGGCUCCGUGACGAUUUUGCUGCAAAUCAAGCGCUUCGUGCACAGUUCAGGAAAGAGAAAAAGGAACUGACUGAAAAAAGAGCUCGAGAUGAUGAUCUUCGUGCGCGAUGCUCCUUGAGCAUACCCCUCGCUCCGGAGGAUCCGAACGAUAAAAAGGUAGCCGGCAUGCUGACCCGGUAUCGAACGGUUAAAACUUAUGACGAGCGUAUGGAAGAGAAACGGAACGAAAUAACUGCAAAGCGGAUAUUUCAGUCUAUAUCCAGUGGACCAUCGACGUCAUCUGCUAAAUCGGACACUCCUUCAUCUAUAGAAAGGCUAAAAACUAGCAUAAGACGUGAUCGUAAUCGGAAAAUCAAUAACAGUUUUGAAGCCGGACCUGCUCCCAAAAAAUCAUCGCUUUCACUCGGCAUUGUGCGAAAGAACAUAAAAUGUGAGGUGGAUGAGCAUGGAGAGGAGAUACAUGCGGAGGAAGUUGUUAGCGCGGAGGUUAAGGAUGAGAAGGAGGUGAACGGCACAGCUGCUGCGUCUGGACUAGUGGCUGAUUACGAUUCGUCAGGAUCGGAUUGAGUAGAUGUUUUAUUGUAAAUAUGUACAUAAAAAUAACAAUGGAUUG
Messenger RNA from Cylicocyclus nassatus, 2810 nucleotides. The record is from the annotation of a GenBank genome assembly. NCBI's taxonomy places the organism in Eukaryota, Metazoa, Nematoda, Chromadorea, Rhabditida, Strongylidae.